This is a messenger RNA of Plasmodium falciparum 3D7, 8943 nucleotides long. RefSeq names its product erythrocyte membrane protein 1, PfEMP1. The record is from RefSeq and is a predicted model, not a curated record. Gene Ontology annotation, cellular component: membrane. NCBI's taxonomy places the organism in Eukaryota, Apicomplexa, Aconoidasida, Haemosporida, Plasmodiidae. Gene Ontology annotation, molecular function: host cell surface receptor binding.
AUGGUUCCCCCUGUCCGUUCCCCUCGUGCGGCUGGGCCAGCGCCAGCGCCCGCAUCAGCAUCCACUACAUAUGGUAGUGUAAAGGAUCUUUUGGAGGACAUUGGAAAGUCUAUACAAAAACAAGCAAAGGAUGCCGCUGAAAAACGUAGUAAUGGUGAAUUGCAAGGAGAUUUGUCAAAAGCAAGAUUUAAAGAUCAGAAGAACACAACCACAAAUCCAUGCCAACUUAAUUAUAGAAAUCACAGUAAUGUUAGAAGUAGUUUUGAGAAUGAUAAUCCGUGUUAUGGUAGAGAAGAAAAACGUUUUUCUGACUCACGCAGUGGCCAAUGUACAUACAAUAGGAUAAAAGAUAGUAAGGAAGGUGAUAAUAAAGUAGGAGCAUGUGCUCCAUAUAGACGAUUGCAUAUAUGCGACCAUAAUUUGGAAAAUAUCAAUGAUUAUAAAAAUAUUAAUAAUCAUACAUUAUUGGUAGAUGUAUGUCUUUCAGCCAAACAUGAAGGAGAAAUGAUAGCAAACAAGCUUAAAGAAUAUGAUAAAUCUAAUUAUGAAUCACGAAUAUGUACUGUAUUGGCGCGAAGUUUUGCAGAUAUAGGUGAUAUUGUAAGAGGAAAAGAUCUUUAUUUGGGUGAUCAACAAGAAAAAUUGUAUUUAGAAAACAAUUUAAAAAAAAUUUUCGCGAAAAUCCAUGAAAAUUUGAAUGAUAAAAUAAAAUCAAACUAUAAUGAUUCCGAAGGAAAUUAUUUCAAAUUAAGAGAAGACUGGUGGACGGCUAACCGCGAUCAAGUAUGGAAAGCCAUCACAUGUAAUGCACCAAAGGAUGCUAAUUAUUUCGAAUAUAAUUCAGGUAAAUUUUUUAAAUUUUCAAAUGAUCAAUGCGGCCAUAAUAAUGGAGGUGCUCCUCCUACCAAUUUAGAUUACGUCCCUCAAUUUGUACGCUGGUUCGAGGAAUGGGCAGAUGAUUUUUGCCGAAUAAGAAAACAUAAGUUGAAAAAUAUUAAGGAUGUUUGUCGUAAUGAAUCAAAACCAUUAUAUUGUAGUCUUAAUGGAUAUGAUUGUACAAAAACUAGUUGGAAAAAUGAUUUUGAGUCUAGGGAACAUUAUUGUACCCCGUGUUUUUCUGCCUGUAGUCUCUAUAAAAUUUGGGUUGCCAACCAAAAAAAAGAAUUUGAAAAACAAAAAAAAAAAUAUGAAAAGGAAAUACCAAAAUAUGUAUCAAAGAAGGUGAAAACUAAUAGUACUAUUAAUAAUUACUAUUAUUAUGAUUUUUAUGAAAAACUUCAGAAAAAUGAAUAUGGUAAUAUUGAUGCAUUUUUAAAUUUACUAAAAGAAGGAAAGUAUUGUAAAGAAAACUUACCAGAAGAAGAGGUUAUUAAUUUUACUAAACAUGAUGAAAAAAAGACAUUUUCUCUUUCAAAUUAUUGCGUAGUAUGUCCGGACUGCGGGGUUGAAUAUAAGAAUGGAAGAUAUACAGCUAAAGAUCAAAAAUAUCCGGAUUGUAGAAAUGAAAAAUAUGAUCCUAAUAAUGCAGAAACCACUGACAUUACUGUCCUCUAUAGUGGUGAUGUUGGUGAUUUUUCUGAAAAAUUACAAGAUUUUUGUAAUGACAUAAAUAAUGGGAAAGUUAAAAACUAUCAAAUAUGGCAAUGCUAUUAUGAAAAUAGUGAGAUUAAUAAAUGUCAAAUGACACCAUCAUCACACAAAGUUCCAAAACAUGGUUACAUUAUGUCAUUUUUUGCUUUUUUUGAUUUGUGGGUUAAGAAUCUAUUAAUAGACACUAUAAAUUGGAAAAACGAACUUACAAAUUGUAUAAAUAAUACUAAUGUCACGGAUUGUAAAAAUGAUUGUAACACAAAUUGUAAAUGUUUUGAAAAUUGGGCUAAAACAAAAGAAAAAGAAUGGGAAAAUGUGAAGACGAUAUACAAAAAUGAAAACAGAAACACGAACAAUUAUUAUAAAAAACUUAAUGAUCUUUUUAAAGGCUAUUUUUUUCAUGUUAUGUAUGAGCUUAACAAUGAAGAAGCAAAAUGGAAUAAACUUAUGAAAAAUUUAAGAACAAAAAUUGAUUCUUCCAGAAAAAAUGCAGGUAACGAAGAUUCAGAAGGCGCAAUAAAAGUGUUGUUCGAUCACUUAAAAGAUAUAGCUGAAAGAUGCAUAGACAAUAAUUCAAUCAAACCAUGUAACUCUCACCCGAAACCCACACCAAACCCCUGUGGAAAAAACAAUAAUGGUGGCAAACUUGUGAGAGUGAAAAGACCAGCCGAAUUGAAGCAACAAAAGGCACACAUACAAUUGGAGAAACGUGGCGGCGAAAGUAAUUUGAAGGGGGAUGCAACAAGAGGGACGUAUAACCUUGGAUGUCAAGGAGACCAAUUGGAUGCCACAUUUUGUAACAUAGAUGAAAAAUAUUCCAAUCGUAUUCCUCGUAAAUCAGAAGGACCAUGUUAUGGAAAAAAUCCACAGAGAUUCUAUACAGGAAAGGAUUGGACACAUGUUGUACAAGAAAAAACGUCAUACAAAGACGUCUUUUUACCUCCCCGACGCGAACACAUGUGUACAUCAAAUUUGGAGAAUUUGAACCUGAAUAGCAAAGGACUUAGUAAUAGUAGUAUUGCGAGCAAUUCAUUACUAGGUGAUGUAUUGCUCGCAGCAAAGUAUGAAGCAGAUGACAUAGUAAAAAAAAAUGAUAGUGAUAAAUCAUCAAUUUGUAAUGCUAUGAAAUAUAGUUUUGCAGAUAUUGGUGAUAUAAUACGAGGAAAAGACAUGUGGGAUCUAGACAGUGGCUCAAAAGACAUGGAAAAACAUUUGAUAUCCAUAUUUGAAAAAAUUAAAGAAAACCUUGAUGUCAUCAAAUAUAACUCCAAAUAUAAGGAUACUCAAAAAUUUUUAGAUUUACGUUCCGACUGGUGGGAAGCUAAUAGACAUCAAGUUUGGAGAGCUAUGAAAUGUGCAAUAGAAAAUGACAAAGAUAUGAAAUGUAAUGGUAUCCCAAUAGAAGAUUACAUACCCCAAAGGCUUCGAUGGAUGACCGAAUGGGCCGAAUGGUACUGUAAGGCGCAAAAAAAGGAGUAUGACGAGUUGGUGAAGGGAUGUAAGGGGUGUAUGGGUAAUGGUCAAGGUUGUACGAAAGAUAGUAGUGAUGGUGAAUGUAAGAAGUGCACAGAAGCUUGUAAUACAUAUAAACAAAAAAUAAAAACAUGGGAAAAUCAAUGGAAAAAAAUAAAAGGAAAAUACGAAAAAUUAUACGAACAAGCAACAAAAAAUGGUGAAACUAGUGGUACUCCUAAUGAGAAAGACAAAGAUGUUGUUGAUUUCUUGAAACAAUUACUACCACGAAAUAGUGCUGCCGCACGUAAUCGUGUUAUACGUGCUGCUGGUAGUAGUGCCCCUGGUGUCACCGCCCUCACCCCGAUCACCCUCUACAGUUCCGCCGCAGGCUAUAUCCACCAGGAAUUGGGGAAGACCGUGGGAUGUAACACGCAGAAGGAGUUUUGUAAGAACGGUAGUGGUGAGAAGUAUGCGUUUAAACAUCCGCCAAAGGAGUAUAAAGAUGCGUGUAGUUGUAAUACUAGAGACAAGAAGUCGGAAGCACCAGUAACAAAAAAAGAAGAGGCGUGCAAAAUAGUGGAUGGAAUACUUAAAGGAAAUGAUGGAAUCAAUGAAAUAAGUGGAUGUAAUCCAAAAGAGAGUUAUCCUGAAUGGCAAUGCGACAAAAGUAAGUUUAAAAAUGGAGAAGAAGGUGCUUGUAUGCCACCUAGAAGACAAAAAUUAUGUGUAAGUGGUUUAACACAAGGAGGUAAAAUAACAACAAUAGAAGAUAUAAGAACACAGUUUAUUACAUGUGCAGCUAUAGAAACACAUUUUGCUUGGCACAAAUAUAAAAAGGAUAAUGUUAAUGCUGAACGUGAAUUAAACAGUGGAAUAAUUCCUCAUGAAUUUAAAAGACAAAUGUAUUAUACAUUUGGUGAUUAUAGAGAUAUAUUUUUUGGAACAGAUAUUUCUACACAUAACCAUAUUCCAGAGGUAUCGCAAAAAGUAAUAACCAUUUUAGAAAAGGAAAAUCUUACAAAAUCCGAAGUCAAACAAAAAUACAAGAACGAAUUGCUUGACGACUGGUGGAAUGAACAUGGAAAGGAGAUAUGGGAUGGAAUGGUAUGUGCUUUAUGUUAUGAUACAAAAACAAAAGAGUUUAAAAAUGAAGUUCGCACACAACUUACCGGCCCCAACAGCAAAUACCAAUACGGCACAGUUUCAUUUGGUGAUAAACAAAAUACCAUCUUGUCCAAAUUUGCAGAAAGACCCCCGUUUUUACGAUGGUUUAUUGAAUGGGGAGAAGAGUUUUGUAAAAAACGGAAAGAACAGGUGGAUCAAUUGGUGAAUGUUUGUAAAGAGUGUAAUGUUAGUGAUAGUGUUAUCAGUAGUGGUAAUAAAACAUGUAAUGAUAAGGAGAAAUGUGACGCGUGCAAAAAAGAAUGCACACAAUAUGAAAAUUGGCUUCAAACGUGGAAAGGACAUUAUAAUAAACAAAAAGAAAGAUAUGCUAAGGUUAAAUCAACAUCUCCAUAUAACAAUGAUAACGAUGUGAACAAAUCCACACAUGCCUAUGAAUAUUUGAGCAAAAAAUUAACAAAUAUUCCAUGUACAAAUGGAAAUACUACUGGAAAAUGUGAUUAUAAGUGUAUGGAUCAACGCACGUCCACUGAUGGUAUGCCCGCAUCAUUAGAAUAUCCACCUAAAGAAAUUAAUGGGAAGUGCGAUUGUACAAAGGCUUUACCACCACAAGAACCACCAUCAACACCCGAAAGUCGUGGCCGCUCCCUAAACCCACCACCCGACAGCCCACAACCACCACGUGGCCCCGAAGAGCAGGAGGAAUCCGCCUCAUACUCAGAAGAAGAAGAAGAGGAAGAGGAGGAGGAAGAGGAAAACGACGAGGAAAACGACGGCGACGAGGAGGAGGUGAAAACAGAAGACGGCGGCAGUGACGACGAAGAUGAAGAUGAGGAAGACGACGAAGAGGAAGAAGAAAACGAAGUCGACGUGGACGAACCACAACAAGAGGAGGUGGAGGAACCACCGGCAAAGGAGUCGGCACCAACAACACAAGAACCGGCGGUACCAGAGGUAAAAAAACAGGAAGUAAAGGUGUGCGACAUAGUGUCCAAAAUACUUACUAAAGACGCUCUUCAAGAUGCAUGUAAAUUAAAAUAUAACGGAAAAUAUUAUGGAUGGAAAUGCAUAAGUGGUGCCACCACCGGUGGUUUGUGUAUCCCACCCAGGAGGCGAAAACUAUAUGUCACACCACUAACGAAGUGGGCAACUACCGCGGUGUCGAGUGAAGCCACUCCGGCGCCGUCACAGUCAGAAAGUGACAAACUGCGUGAGGCAUUUAUUCAAUCUGCGGCAAUAGAGACUUUUUUCUUAUGGCAUAAGUAUAAACAAGAGAAAAAACCACCAUCAGAACAAAAUGCAGGAGCAGCACUUGUAUUACUGCAGGGGGUAACACCACAGGAGGAUCCCCAAAACAAAUUAAAAAGUGGUACCAUCCCUGAGGAAUUUAAACGACAAAUGUUCUAUACACUAGGGGAUUAUGCAGAUAUAUUUUUUGGGAAAAAUGAUAUCCUAAUUGGAAAAACAGGUACUGGUAGUGCAAAAGAUGAAAUGGCUGAUAAAGAAAGUAAAAUAAAAGAAGCUAUAAAAAAGUUUUUUCAAAAUGGUGAUUCCCAACCUCUUAGUGGAAAACCUGUCACCCAAUCUAGUGAUAAACGUACAGCCUUGUGGGGCGACUUCGCGCAGGAUAUUUGGCAUGGAAUGAUUUGUGCUUUAACCUAUACAGAUAGUGGCGAAAAAGGCGAACUACCAAAAGAGGAUGACAAAGUGAAAGAUAAACUUUGGGAUGACACCAAGAAACAACCCAAAAAAGAAGAAUACCAAUACGACAAAGUAAAACUCGACGAAAAUAGUGGUGAUGGCCCCAAAACCUCCCAACCCCCCUCAGCCCCUAGUGAUACCCCCACCACCCUUGACUCCUUCAUCAAGCGACCCCCUUAUUUCCGUUACCUUGAAGAAUGGGGUCAAAAUUUUUGUAAAAAAAGAACAGAGAUGUUGGGGAAGAUAAAGGGGGACUGUCGUGUAGAAGAUGGUUCAAAAAACUGUAGCGGUUAUGGUGAGGAUUGUGACGAUCAGCUUGGUGAGGAUCCUAGUACUGUUCCAUCUUUAAAAUGUCAGAGUUGUGGAGAAGAAUGUAGAAAAUAUAAAAAAUGGAUAGAAAGAAAAAAAGACGAAUUUACUAAACAUUCAAAUGCAUAUGGUGACCAAAAAGCAAAAUGCCAAGCGAAAAGUGGGGGUGGUGGUAAUGGAUUUUGUGGAACACUAGAAAGGUGCUCUAAAGCUGCAGAAUUUUUAAAAACGUUAGGAUCAUGUAAAACUAAUAAUGGAAAUGAGAGUGUAGAGGCUAAUAAAACGAUUUUUGAUAAUAUCGGUGAAACAUUUAAACCUGCAACAAAUUGUAAACCUUGUUCUCAAUUUAAAAUAUAUUGUAAAAAUUGUAAGAGUAGUGGUGAUGAUACAAACGUGGGGUGCAAUUGCAAAGAGAAUGGAAAUGGUUAUAUUACUUCAGAUCAUAUUAAAAAUGAAGACAAUUUUACUGACCCAGUAGAUAUGCUUGUGAGUGAUGACAAUACAAAUGGAAAUAAAUUUGCAGAUUUACAGGCUUGUGGAGGUGCCGGUAUAUUUAAAGGUAUUAGAAAAGACCAAUGGAAAUGUCGUAAUGUAUGUGGUUAUGUUGUAUGUAAAUCGGAAAAGGGUAAUGGGGAAACCGUCAGAGGGGAAAAAAAUGAUGUUAAACACAUUAUAACAAUUAGAGCUUUGGUUACACAUUGGGUAGAAUAUUUUUUAGACGAUUAUAAUAAAAUUAACAAAAAAUUAAACCGAUGUAUGAAAGAUGGUGAAGGAUACCAAUGUAUAAAGGAUUGCGUAGAAAAAUGGAUACAGAACAAAAGAGAAGAAUGGAAAAAAAUAAAGGAACUUUACCUUCAAGAAUAUAAAAAUAAUAAUCAACCUGAUUACCUAGUGAAAAUUAUUUUGGAGGAAUUGCAUCCCCAAACUCAACUUAACGAAGCUAUAAAACCUUGUAAAACUUUUGACGAUUUCAAGAGUUUUUGUGGUCUUAAUGGCGCUGAGAGCUCAAAAAAGAGUAAAAAUAGUAAUGAUAACGACCUUGUUCUAUGUAUGCUUAAUAAACUUGAAAAAAAAAUUGACGAAUGCAAACAGAAACACCAAGCUAGUGGCAAAAACACAGCACAGUGUCAAGAAUACCCCCCCUUACCUGACGAAGAGUAUGAAAAUGAAGAGGAAAAUGAUAAAAAAGUGGAACCUCCAACAUUUUGUGAAAUAAAGGAUACACCAGAACCAGCGGAUGAAGACGCUUGUAAAGCAGCACCAAAAGAAACGGCACCAUCUAGUGAGGAAAACCAACCCGAAACCCCUGUGAUCAAACCCGAAGAAGAAGCGCCGGCACCAGAGGAACCUCCACCCGCGCCUCCACCAUUAGCCCCUUCUGACGAAUCCAUCCUACAUACUACCAUCCCUUUUGGAGUGGCGUUAGCAUUAGGAUCCAUUGCUUUUUUAUUUUUGAAGAAAAAAACCAAAUCUACUAUUGAUCUUUUGCGUGUCAUUAAUAUCCCCAAAAGUGAUUAUAAUAUACCGACAAAACUUUCACCCAAUAGAUAUAUACCUUAUACUAGUGGUAAAUACAGAGGCAAACGGUACAUUUAUAUAGAAGGAGAUAGUGGAACUGAUAGUGGUUACACCGAUCAUUAUAGUGAUAUUACUUCUUCCUCCGAAAGUGAGUAUGAAGAAUUGGAUAUUAAUGAUAUAUAUGUACCAGGUACUCCUAAAUAUAAAACAUUGAUAGAAGUGGUACUAGAACCUAGUGGUAACAACACAACAGCUAGUGGUAAAAACACACCUAGUGAUACACAAAAUGAUAUACAAAAUGAUGGUAUACCUAGUAGUAAAAUUACAGAUAAUGAGUGGAAUACAUUGAAAGAUGAAUUUAUAUCACAAUAUCUACAAAGUGAACAACCAAAGGAUGUACCAAAUGAUUAUAAAAGUGGUGAUAUUCCAUUCAAUACACAACCGAAUACUUUAUAUUUUGAUAAACCUGAAGAAAAACCUUUUAUUACUUCUAUUCAUGAUAGAAAUUUAUAUAGUGGAGAAGAACAUAGUUAUAAUGUUAAUAUGGUUAAUAGUAUGGAUGAUAUUCCAAUUAAUAGUCAUAAUAAUGUAUACAGUGGUAUAGAUUUAAUUAAUGACACAUUAAGUGGUAAUCAACAUAUUGACAUAUAUGAUGAAUUAUUAAAAAGAAAAGAAAACGAAUUAUUUGGGACAAAUCAUGUGAAACAAACAAGUAUACAUAGUGUUGCCAAACCUAUAAGUGACGACCCCAUCCACAACCAACUGGAACUAUUCCAUAAAUGGCUAGAUAGACAUAGAGAUAUGUGCGAAAAGUGGGAAAAUCAUCACGAACGAUUAGCCAAAUUGAAAGAAGAGUGGGAAAAUGAUACAUCAACUAGUGGUAACACUCACCCUAGUGAUAGUAACAAAACGUUAAAUACUGAUGUUUCUAUACAGAUAGAUAUGGAUAAUCCCAAAACUACAAAUGAGUUUACAUAUGUGGAUAGUAACCCCAACCAAGUGGAUGACACCUACGUGGAUAGUAACCCUGACAAUUCUUCCAUGGAUACUAUCUUGGAAGAUCUGGAAAAAUAUAAAGAACCUUAUUAUGAUGUGCAAGAUGAUAUUUAUUAUGAUGUACAUGAUCAUGAUACAUCAACUGUGGAUACUAAUGCUAUGGAUGUACCCAGUAAAGUACAAAUUGAAAUGGAUAUAAAUACUAAAUUAGUGAAAGAGAAAUAUCCUAUAGGAGAUGUGUGGGAUAUAUAA